Molecule: messenger RNA, 5042 nt
Organism: Scleropages formosus (Asian bonytongue)
Lineage: Eukaryota; Metazoa; Chordata; Actinopteri; Osteoglossiformes; Osteoglossidae
Product: cingulin-like
Exons: 20
Coding region: 214-3744 (1176 amino acids)
Biological process (GO): microtubule cytoskeleton organization
Cellular component (GO): myosin complex; bicellular tight junction
Molecular function (GO): microtubule binding
Source: RefSeq, a predicted model, not a curated record
UCCAGCCGUCGCGAGAGACCCGGUGGGAGGGGGGUAGCGGCUGGCAAACCGUCCCUUUUAACAGGUGUUUACUUUCUCAGCGGACUUCAAAGUACAGUUAGUGGCGCGAUGAAAGAAGCAGCACAUUAAACAUACCUGUCCAAUUAGGUGACUUGGAGCUACAGAAGCCAGACCUGGAUCUGCUGCGCAGGUACAAGAAAGCAAGACUUAAGAAUGAGCUCACUCUCUGAGGACCGAAAGCCCCCAAUGGACUAUGGGGUACAAAUUCGCUUCAUCAAGGACUUGCAUGAGACUGGAGGAGCGCUUCAAGGGAACAAGAGCAAAAGUGGUGUUGGUACCCCAUCAUCCAAAUAUGGGGUGGCUGUGAGAGUCCAGGGGGUGUCGGGGCAGCCUUAUGUGGUUUUGAAGGAAGGUAAGAAGGAAGACUCCUAUGGUGUUCAGCUGAAAGCCCAAUCCCUGAGCUCCAGAAGCUCACCCAUGGGGAAGCAGGAAGAGCCUCUUAAUCCCUUCUUGGCCUCAGAGGGGGCUCAGCUCUUGCGCCGGGGCCGUUCCCAGGACUCCCUGUUGGAAGGAAAGAUUGACGAGACCCCUGGUGUACAGCUUGUAAGACCACCUGGAGACGGACGGUCCUUUAGCAGCGGGAACUUGACUGAAACAAGAGAGGAAGUAGCAGAGCGGAAUGGUUUGGGAGGACCAAGCCUGAGAGUGCAGAAUGGGGGAGGGGAGAACGAUAACAGUUUGUCCAUGGACUCCUUUCCAGACCCCCCUCCUCCAGUUGAAUAUGUGGAAGACCCAACCCCAGCUGUAGAUACAAAUUCUCUCAGUCCUGUUGACCGUCUCAUCAGUAGAUUUGAUGGUGGCGGGCGGAGCAGCCUCACUAGGGGACGCCCGGCUUCACAGUUGCUCUCAGACAGUUGCAAACCGCCUCUGAAUCUGGUUGCUAGUGGCAACCAACCCAAGACUUCUGUCCCUUACUCACUUUCGUCCUCUGGACCAAACCCCUAUGGGUGCCUGUCAUCCUCUUCUGCCUCCUCCACAAGCAGUCUGGAGCGCAGUUCGGGUUUUGUAACUAAGGCAAAGACGGUCUCUUCCCCCGCACCACCUUGGUCAGCAAGCAGGUCUAUAGCCAAACGGGUGCAGCCAGUCGCUGCAGAAGGGCAGACGACUCCUGACCUUCUGAGGGACCAGGGUCAAGGUACAGAGAUCGUGAGUGAGGAAGACCGGAGGAAACAAAUUAUCUACAACAUCUUAAGAGAGGGGUCCAGUGACAAUGAUUUGUCUCUGAAGCGCAAAGUCAGCCUCGUUUUUGAGAAGAUCCAGGCAAUUGGGGGCCAGAAGGACAGUUCCCAGGAGGCCCUCAAAGCGGAGCUGGAGGACUGUUUGGAUGAGAACGUGCGUCUGCAGGAGCAGCUGGACAGGAAGAAAGCUGAGCUGCACGAAGCCCACAAUGAGCUGACGCAGCUGCGGAUGGACAGGGAGACAGCUGAGGCCCAGGUCCGCAUUCUAGAGGACCAGCGGGCUGAGCUGCAGGAAGAGCUGCGCCGAAUGUCUGAGGGAACCUCUGAGACGGACUCUCUGCAGACGGCUCUGCUGUCGGUCCAAGCGCAGCUGGCAGAGGCGUCAAUGUUGCACCAGCGUCAGGAGGAGACCCUGCGGCAGAGGGACAGGGAGCUCACUGCCCUAAAGGGGGCCCUCAAGGACGAGGUGUCCACUCACGACCAGGAGAUGGAGGCACUGAGGGAACAGUGCAGCAAGGACAUGGAAAAGCUGAGAAGUAGCAUGGAAGAGUUUGUGCAGUCCCAGCAAAGUAUUGAGACAGAGCGCCAGCGGGUGAACACCACCAUGCACUCCCUGCAACAACAGCUGGAGGCCUGCAGACAUGAAGCUGACCACUGGAGGGCACAAUUCAAUUCCACCAAGGAGCAGCUCCUCAGCACCAAGCAAGAGCUGCUGCAGGCUCAUGUGGACAAUGAUGAGUUUGAGGAGGAGCUGAAGAAACUACAGGAGAAACUGGCAUCCAUGAAAAGGGAGCUUCCUGAGAACCUGCAGUCAAGCCUCCAGCCAACCUGUUCAGACUUGGAGAGGAAGCUAGAAAAGCAGCAGGUGGAGCUGGAUAGGAAGACUGCGGAGCUCAACUCUCUGAAGAAGGUCAGUCAGCAGCAGGAAUCUGAGCAAAAGUCUGAGAUGGACAAGCUGAAGGAGCAGCUGCAGAAGGAGAAAAAGGAACUAGCAAAGGCUGUGGAGAAGCUGAAGCAGGCUCCAGAGCAACAUGACCUGGGUGUGGUGCGUGUGGAGGCGGAGCGCUUGCGGGACGGUCUGGUCAGCAGCGAGCGGGAGCUCCAGGCUGCCAGGGACCAGCUUGGCAUCACACAGAAGGAGCUGCUCACACAGAGGGAGACGUGUCAGGGUUUGGAGGAGGCCAACACGCGUCUCCGAGACAGACUCAGCCGUCUGGAGAGCCAGCUGCAGUCGAGUGUAUCUCUGAGCUCAGAAGCGGAACAGGCCCUGGAGGAGCAGAACCGGAGCCUGCGGACCCAGCUGGAGGAGGCGCGGCGCACAGCGGCCAGGGUGGGUCAGGAUCGCGACGAAAUGGCCAGGAGGCUUGAGGAGAGGGACCGUGAAAGGGAAUCUCUGCGACGAGGCAAGACUGACCUGGAGGAGCAAAAGAGGCUGCUGGACAGAGCCUUGGACAAACUCAACAAGGAGGUGGAGCAGAUGAGUCAGGAGUCCCGGCAGGCUGUGAUGGCUGUGCAGGCGCAGCUGGAUGAGCAUAAGGAGCGUUCUCGCAGAGACCUGGUGGAGGCGCAGCGCCAGGCAAAGGACCGGCUCGCCGAGCUGCAGAGGGGACAGGCGUCCAUCAAGAGCCUGCAGGAGGAGGUGUCCCGGCUGAAGAAGGAGCUGCUGGCUUGCGGUGAGGAGAGGGACAGUGCCCUGCUGGAUAAGCAGUUGCUUGGCAACCGUCUCAAACAUGUAGAGGAAGAGCUGGAUACUGAGAGAGCUUCGCUGUCUGAGAUGGCCAGAAAUCUCCGAAGCAUGGAGGACAAGUUUAAGAGCUUGGAAAUGGAGCUGGAUGAAGAGCGCAGCAAUGCAGAGCUGUUCAACGAGCGGAAUUCGCGUAGCCGAGAGCAGGUGGACCAGCUACGCACAGAGUUGAUGCAGGAGAGGUCCUCCAAGCAAGACCUGGAGCUGGAUAAGAGUGUGUUGGAAAGACAGAUGAAGGAUCUGAAGGUUCAAGUUGAGGAGCUGCGGGACCAGCCCCGUCCUUCCACUGGAGUGUCCCAGCUGGAGAGCAAGAUCCAGGAGAUGGAAGAGAGGCUGCUCAGCGAAGAACGAGAGAAGAUCAGUUUUCAGGCGGCUCAGCGUCGCUUGGAGAGGAAACUGAAAGAGCUGAACAUCACAUUGGAUGAAGAGAGACACCGACACUCUGAGCAGCGAGACCAGAUGGCCCUGCGGGUGAAGGCCCUCAAGCGUCAGCUGGAUGAGAGCGAAGGUGAGGUGGAGCGACUUGAAGGGCUGCGUAGGAAGGCCCUGAGGGAAACGGAGGAACAGCUGGAGCAGCAGGAGGUGCUCCGGGCUCGUGUCACUGCGCUGGAAGCUGAGCUACGGCGGAAGGCCCAGCAGUUACGACACCCGACACUGGACUCGUCGACCCUGAGUUCAGAUGAAGAAGAGGGUCCCUACAGUCACCGACCCAGCAUCCCCUCAAUGCAGACAGAGCUGCACCUGCAGAACAGCAGCUGCUGAGGGGAGUGAGAGGGGCAUCCCGAGACCAGCACGAACAUCGCCUCCCUGGAUGCAUCCCAUGGGCUGUAGCCUUCAGAACCAGAAUUUGAAAUAAUUUGCAUCUAACUAGUCACUUGAUUUGUAAAAGUGGGUUCGGCUGUAUUUAACUCACCUUUUUUAUGAAAAUGCACUUUGUGACUUGUGAUGCUGUGCAGUGAUUCCUGGGAUUCCUGUCGUGUGACCUACGACAAUUUUACCUGUGUUUCUGUGGGUCUCGGCAGCAGUAAACGACUCUGGGGGGCCCGAGGACCAUGUAAAAGACCAGCACUACGAUGCUACGCUCUCGCAUCCGUUCAUCACACGCUGCUGCGAGCACUUAGCUGCUCUUUGUAAUGAUACAGACACAGAGGUCCAGCGCUCUGCUGAAACCGUUCAGUGGAAAGGGUAUGAAUCUUUGUUCUGUAACUUCUUGGUGGGGUCACUGCUUGCUGUCCACUCUUUGCAUUGAAGAUAGUUAUACACCCACCAGUGGAUCAGUUGCUCCUUUCCUCAAGUGCUGAUUUGUUGCAAUACAGCUGUUGAAAACAUGGAUAGCCUUAUAUUCCAAUAUUUACACAUUUGAGUAUUUGUUAGUAUUCUUAUUUUUAUAUUACUGUGGUGUCUCUUUUUUCCAGAGGGAAUAUUUGAUUGAUGAUCUUCCUGUAAGUUACUUCAGAAUGGUGUGUUUUAUACACAUUCCUCACUCAGCAGCCAACUCACAUGUUGGCAGUAUGUGGUUUGUCAUUUUUAGCCCUAAGAAGAAGGUGAGGAAUAUACAUCUUGUGCGUGGGGUGCAGAUUAGAUGAAGACACUCCUCAGGCAUGAAAUGACACACACACACACCCCCACAAUAUACAGGUAUAUCUGCCUAUACAACAGGCAAACACUCCUAGUGCAGUACUGCUCUAUUUUUGUGGUUAUUCUUAUUCAGACUUACAUUCAUGCUGUUUUUAAUAACUAUUUGAUUACCUUUUCCUACUGCACUUCUCUUGCAAUUAAACUUAGUCUAUUCAACCAGUCAACUGUGCUUUAAAGAGUUUAUAAGCUAAAUUUUUGUCUGCAUAUAUCUUAAAUUGUUAUUGUCAUGGGAAAUUAAAUGCAUGUAUAUGUGAAACUAUUUUUACAGUGGCUCUUUUGACAAAUUUUCUGUGAAAUAAAGUUUUGGACCAGAAACUAGGACACUUAGUGCUGUGCAGAAUUCUAUGUAGCUGAUAUACAGCAUAUCUUACUAGAAGGAAGAGUUGUUUGCGUAUAUUUGCACUUUUAUGAAUAAAAUAAUG